ACCGUGGGCAAGGGCCAGAGGGCUGACUGCUGCGGGAGGACCAGCACUGGCAUUUGCAGGAGUCUGCAGAGAGGAACCGGAGUUGAGAUGUCCAGCAAGGUGGCCACUGGCAGUGACAUCGGCCACGCCCGCCGGGCCAUAGAGCAGCUGCGGAUGGAAGCCGGCAUCGAGCGCAUGAAGGUGUCCAAGGCAGCCACCGACCUGCUGCAGUUCUGCACUGAGCAGGCCAAGAGUGACCCCUUCCUUGUGGGCAUCCCGGCUGCCACCAACCCCUUCAAGGAGAAGAAGCCCUGUGCCAUCCUGUGAUACCCCACAGCCCCGAGCCUCAAUAAACAGCAACUGCUCCUA
Molecule: messenger RNA, 348 nt
Organism: Cavia porcellus (domestic guinea pig)
Lineage: Eukaryota; Metazoa; Chordata; Mammalia; Rodentia; Caviidae
Gene: Gng14
Product: G protein subunit gamma 14
Exons: 3
Coding region: 88-306 (72 amino acids)
Biological process (GO): G protein-coupled receptor signaling pathway
Cellular component (GO): heterotrimeric G-protein complex
Molecular function (GO): G-protein beta-subunit binding
Source: RefSeq, a predicted model, not a curated record